Messenger RNA from Vigna angularis (adzuki bean), 3308 nucleotides. RefSeq lists its product as uncharacterized. The record is from RefSeq and is a predicted model, not a curated record. Bases 276 to 2348 code for a protein of 690 amino acids. NCBI's taxonomy places the organism in Eukaryota, Viridiplantae, Streptophyta, Magnoliopsida, Fabales, Fabaceae. The transcript has 8 exons.
UUUUAUAAUAAAUAAAAUAGGGUUUUCCUCUGCCAUUAUUACGUCUUUGUUAGAACUCUCUCUUCCAUUCCCUCCUUCGUUCCCGCGCUCCCGUUCUCGCACUCGUCGUUGUUGGGUUGAUUUCGCACACCUUGUUGUUGUUGUUCUUCAGUCCCUGUCUGUGAAGAUAUUUGUAAGGAAGUAAAAGAAAAAAACAGAGAAGCUCUUGACAGAGGAGAGACAUCACACUUAAUUUCAUUCUAUUUUUCUUUUGGUUUGAUCGGUACAGUUAAGCAAUGAAGUUUGAUAGGACAGAUGCUCUGUCAAUUUUGUCACAAAUUAAGCGUCAGGAUAAACAGAUUAAACUUAAGAGUAGAUGGUUACUCGGCAUUCCUCCCACAAGAUAUGAGAGGAAGAAGUUGAAAAAAUAUUUCAAAAAUAGGUAUUUAUCUGAGUCUUUGAUCAGAGAAGAGGAUAUGUUUUAUGAGUCAGUAAAAACUCAUCUCGAAGAUGCCGAUGGAGAACACUGCUUUGAACAAGAGAACGAUAUUCCUAUGGGGGAUAUGGAUUUGAUUCAAACAGUGAACAUGAAAAGGUUGAUAUCACCGUUGCUUGAUAAUUUGACUACCAAGGGUCUCUAUCUUCUCGCUAUGAUAGUUACUGGCAGUUCAUUUAAGUCUGAAAUAACUCGUUGCAAAAUGAAAAGGGUUAUCAAGGAUUCUCUUUCAAGUGUUCUGGGCAGCAAAAGCCGCCAUAACCAUCUGGAUACUUGUAAACAAAUUUUUUCACUUCUCAACAAUCCACAAAAUUUUCGAGACAGAUGUGAGCCUUUGGGUGCAUUGAGAUCCCUCUCUUAUCAUGCUGCGGCAGAAAAGGUAUUGCACAGGCUUCAAAACUUGCCAUCUCAGACCUUGAUUGCAAUGCGUAGAAAACUUAAAGGAGUGAAAGCACCAGUACCGCAGUUACAACCCCACAAGCAUGGAUGGGCAAGAGACCAUCUAAUCAAGCUAGUGAAGAAGAUCAGUAUGGAAAUGCUUUCAAAACUUGAUAGAGAAAGUGAGUUGCCAGACCCAUUAGCAAAAGCUAUGGCAGUAGCAGACUUAUCACUAAAACUCACAACUGGUUCUCAUAACAUGUUUUCAAAAGAAUUUUAUCAAUUCUCCCCUGAGGUGAAGUCCUUGCAAAGGGAUAUUAUUAAGGCUAUAUGGUCUGUUAAGAAAGUAACGACAGUGCCAGAGCUAAGAAAUUUACAGCUUCUCAUAGAACCAAAGGCUACAAUAUCAAACCGGUGCAUUCGGACAACUUUUGUAAAUUUUUUAACUGAAUUUCUUUUUGAGUGCAGUGACAUGGAUAGUAUUCCGAAGUCUCUAUCACAGACCCUAGAUGUUAUGAACAGAGGUCCUAAUAAUGGUGGCUUUCACAGUGUACUAUUCGAAAAGAAGUAUAUUGAGGAAGAAGUUGACUGCAUACUAAACAUUAGUGCUUUGACAAAACAAAUUGUUUUGGAUUUGUUGCCUGAUGAUAAAUUUGAUAAAGACUUUACUGAUGCUUACAUGGAGCAAUUAGAAGAAAGUGAUGACAGUGACAGCAAUGAGGAUGUUUGUAGUCAACUUCAGGAGGACAUACGAUUCGGAAAUGGAUCAUCAUUUGAUUCAAUCGAUACAUGCAAUGAAGCUGAAAGUAUUGGAGAUUUUGUGCCAUUUGAGUUCCUUUCUUGUACCAUCAAAAUUGAGGAAAAUGUUUCAUCUUCCCCACUUACAGUUAGUGGUAGGUUGAAUAGUGGUUCUGAACGACUUCAACCUAAUAAAUGUUGUAGUGUAAAUUUGGAAUCUGAAUUUCACAAUACUACACAUAACAUGUUAACUGACCAAUGCCAAGGAGAAAGCACAGAGCAUUUUAGUACAUUUAUGGCUGGCAAAAACAAUAAUUCUUCAUUUGUUUCACCUGACAGAGAGUUGGAUGAAAAGGUUGUAAAGAGAAAUCAUUUGUUUGAAUCUGUUACUAAAAUAGCUGCAACGGACACAACUAAUUUGUUUUCUGAGGAGAAAGAACCUGUGCCCACUAAGCACAGUGCAUGCAAAAACCAAUACCUUGCUAUCCAAGAUGCUUGUGAUAAGACAAGUAUGCUUGCAUAUAGUCUUGUAGGUCGUAUGUUGCAUGAGUUUGUCAAAACUGAAGGCCUAGAUGUAAACAUGAGCAAGAGUUUAUACCUCAACCGUAAUAAUCUCACUGAAGAUGUUGAAGAUAUAGAAGAGCAGUCAUCAUCUGGGAAACAUGCAAGAGAUUUUGUUCAAGUAAUUGAAGAGUUGAUUCCUUCCUUUCCAAAUAGUAGCAUGGAAAGACUGAAGAUUUUGAUGGGCUUACAAUAACGGAACUCAGGGUUUCAGGUUCAAACAUUUUCAAAUAGGUUUGACCCAGUUGUGAGCUUGCUUGGUGUGAGCUUUGCCCUUCCCUCCAAGGAAUUUUCUUGUCACAAAUGGAUUCUCUGCCAUAACAAAAAAGAGCUCGCCACAGAGGAAUCUUAUAAUUUUAAGCCUCCAUCAAUUCUUGCUACAACGGAUGGAUAGCCUCGUCAUCGAGUUUAUUGCAUCGCUGUAGUUGUUGAGAAGAAUAGAAGCACCUUGGUGUAAGUGUUGUAUGCUUUAUUUGAGUACAUUUUGGUGGGAAAAUUCAACGAGCUGGGACGUGCUGGAAUGUUUUAGUGUGCGGCAUUUAUUAAAGAUAACAUUAAUUGCAAUAUGUCAUUGUGAAACAGCCCUUAUUGAUGGUGGUGUUGAUGUGGGAAUGCAGGGUGUUCCAAACCGUGGUGCUUCUAUUAGGGUAGGGAGGGAAACAAAGAAGAAAGGGAAGAGAUACUUUGAGGAUAGGAGGUCUGCAUCUAACAUGGACCCUUAUAUGGUCACUUCCAUGAUUUGCUGAAACAACCAUUCUUUUGGAAACCAUAAGCAACCUAAAAAUGAAUUCGACAAAUUCAGAUUCUUCUGCCUGGAAUCUGCAUCAUGGUGACUUAGGAAUCAGAAGCCUUGUAAUGAUGACAGUACUUCUACUCACGGGACUGGUUUGGCUAUAAAUUUAUGUGCCUUAUAUAUGUAUUGUUCAGUUUGAAAAUUAGUGGUAGAUGAGAUGAGGAUGUUAUUUGCAGUUCCUUUUGCUCGUGGAGAGUAUCUUUUAUUCUACUUUCACUGUACAACACACAAAAGGCCUUGAAGGCUAUUACCAUGUCUUCCUCAUUUGGCUUUCCGCAUUGUUCAUUGUUCUUGUAGGAACUGUAGCAUCAUAUGGCUUUGCAGCUUCAACAUAUAUGUCAACUGUGAAUAACUUGCAACCAA